Cylas formicarius (sweet potato weevil) is the source of this 6435-nucleotide messenger RNA. Its product is annotated as neuroglian. The transcript is spliced from 15 exons. Gene Ontology annotation, molecular function: cell-cell adhesion mediator activity. NCBI's taxonomy places the organism in Eukaryota, Metazoa, Arthropoda, Insecta, Coleoptera, Brentidae. Bases 287 to 4021 code for a protein of 1244 amino acids. Gene Ontology annotation, biological process: cell-cell adhesion; brain development. The record is from RefSeq and is a predicted model, not a curated record.
AAACUAAACAGGAAUGAAAGAAAAGUGAAUCAUUUCUUCUUUAAAGCACCAUAAUAGCUAUUUAUACGUUUGUCGUACUAUGCAAUGAUUUAAAAGAAAUUUCGUUAAUGAUUCGAUGAACCUAGUGUUUUCCGAAGAUAAAUAUUUCGGCUUGAAAGAGUGAAUAUCGAGUCUAAAACCGCACCUCUUGCUGUUUAGUUAUUGUGUUGUUCCGCUAGUAUAAUCGUUAUGAAGAGCGUUUGUUGUAUUUAAGAUUUUCGGAUGUACUAAGCGUGGCUGCUCAAAAAUGAAGUUCCAUUUAGGCAGCCGCAUAUUUGCGUUUUUCAUUUUUCUCGGUUUCUCUUUGGCCAGAGAAGUUCCGUCGCCGCCCUUAAUUGUAAAACAACCCCCCACAGAUGAAGUAUUGUUUCAAGUAGAACAAAGCGGUGAAAACGACAAACCUUUUUAUAUCGAAUGCGAAGCUGAAGGUGAACCAGCACCGAAAUACUAUUGGAUAAAAAACGGUAAACCAUUCGAUUGGCAAGCGUACGAUGACCGUAUAUCUCAGCAAACAGGUCGUGGUACUUUGUCAAUUGCUAAACCUUCUGAGGUUGACAUUGGUCAGUACCAAUGUUUUGCGGAAAACCUGUACGGUAUAGCGACGUCGAAUUCCGUAUUUAUGAGAAAGGCCGAAUUAAAUUCGUUUAAGACUCAGCAACCCAUUUCGUUAACCGGUAACGAAGGGGAACCCUUUAAAUUGACCUGCGAACCACCUGAUGGUUGGCCCAAACCUAUCGUUCACUGGAUUUACUUCUACACCAAUGGGGCAUUUAAGACGAUCAACAGUUCACGGAUGACGUUGGAUCCAGAAGGGAACCUCUGGUUUUCGAAUUUGACCAAAGCCGACAAUACGAACGAUUUUAUGUACGCAUGCGCAGCUACAUCACCGACCAAAUACGAAUACAAGUAUGGAAAUAGAGUUUUGUUAAAUGUUGUGUCUACGGGGGUGUCAGCGUCACAAUACAAACACGAACCCGUACUGCAGUAUGUCACGAGGAAAAAUGAGGUGGCCUACAGAGGAAAAAGAGCUGAGCUUUUCUGCAUAUUUGGCGGGACGCCACUACCUCAAACAGUCUGGUCGAAAAACGGAAAGAUUCUACAAUCCUCCGAUCGUGUAACGCAAGGAAAUUACGGAAAAUCGCUAAUAAUUAAAGUGGUAGAUUUUGAAGACGAAGGAGCGUACACCUGCGAAGUUAGUAACGGCGUGGGCGAUGCGAAAUCUUACUCCAUAAACCUCAAAGUAUUAGCUGUACCCUAUUUCACUGCCGAACCACAAGUAGUGAACGCAGCGGAAGAUGAAACUGCCGAAUUCGAAUGCAAGGCUUCAGGCGUACCUGAACCGGAAAUUAAAUGGAUUCAUAACGGAAAACCGAUAUCUGAAGCGCCACAAAAUCCGCGGCGCAAAAUUUACAAAAAUAAAAUUGUUAUCGAACGAUUAGUUAAAGGCGAUACUGGGAAUUACGGCUGCAACGCCACUAAUUCCUUAGGCUACGUCUACAAAGACGUCUUCGUAAAUGUUAUAGCUCUGGCUCCUGAAAUUACCGAACCACCGAAAGAUACUGAUGCAGUUGAUAACCAGAAUAUUAACAUGACCUGUAAGGUCAUGGGUGCUCCAAAACCCAAUAUUAAAUGGAUUCAUAAUAAUAAAGAGCUUACUGGAGGAAGGUUCAAGGUGCAAGAAAGUGGCGACCUUCUAAUUAGUGAUGUUCAAUUUGACGACAAAGGCAACUAUACUUGUUACGCGGAAAAUAAACUCGGGAAAACAAGUGCCAAUGCCAAACUCGAUGUUAAAGCACACACGUAUAUUACCGAUGGCCCUGAGGACUACGAGGUGGAGUCUGGUACUCCUGCAACCUUUAGGUGCAACGCCGUAGCCGACGAAUCAUUAGACUUGGAUAUAAUAUGGCUUAAAAACGGGCAAGCAAUAGAUUUCGAAGCAGAACCGCGUUUCGUCAAGUCAUCGGAUUAUUCUCUCACCAUAACGAAAACUAUUGAGCUGGAUUCCGGCACUUAUACGUGUUUAGCCAAAACCGAUUUGGACGAAGCUUCCGCGCAGGCGCAGCUUAUAGUCCAAGACAUACCGAAUCCUCCCGGAGAUAUAUCGGUACAAUGCAACCCUAAAGACGCUACAAUUCAUUGGUCGCCUAAAGGCGACAAUCGAGCUCCGAUUUUACAUUAUAUCAUACAAUAUAAUACGAGCUUUACUCCGGAUUCGUGGGAAGUAGCGUACGACAGCGUUCCGGCAGCAGAUACCACUUAUACCGUGCCAAUGAGUCCUUGGUCGAAUUACACUUUCCGUGUGAUCGCGGUGAAUAAGAUCGGUAGGUCUUUGCCGUCACCUCAUUCGGAAGUAUGUACCACAGGCAAAGAAGUGCCGCAUAAAAACCCAGAUAACGUUGUUGGUGAAGGUGAUAAACCUGACAAUCUGGUGAUAACGUGGACACCGAUGCCUCAAAUCGAGCACAACGCUCCGGGUUUCCGGUAUAGAGUAUCGUGGAAACGGGAAAAUACAGGUCAACAAUAUGCGGCUAUCGAAAUCAACGAUUGGAGAAUAGGAAAAUAUGUCGUCUCUGGCCAGCCGUCUUUUAAACAGUACAGGAUAAAAGUAGAAGCGUUAAACGAUGAGGGCGUGGCCAACGUGGCGCCACAAGAAGUGAUCGGGUUUUCGGGUGAGAGUGAACCCACGGAGGCCCCCAAAAAUUUUACGGUGUUAAACGUCCAAGGUCCUACAAUCGCUCUCUUAAGCUGGAUCCCUGUGUCGUUGGACUCGGUUAAUGGGCAUUUCAAGGGCUACAAAAUACGCACGUGGAGUGACGAGUCUCCGAUACAAAACGAGAUUCAAGUGCAAGGCGGUAGUGCCAAAGCGUUAGUUAAUAAUUUCGUUCCAAACACUAAAAAUUACGCGCAAGUAUACGUGUAUAACGGCAAAUACAACGGACCACCUAGCGAAACUUUGAGCUUCCACACACCAGAAGGUGUGCCGGGGGAAAUGGACUACUUGGAAGCGAUACCUUUGGGUUCUUCGGCGUUUAUGUUGAAAUGGGAGAAGCCCGACAGGCCGAACGGGAAUCUUACGGGAUACAACGUCUAUUUCGCUGAAGUGGAGACUAGUAUGAAGGUUGGACGACCAAUUCCUAGAACCCCACAGAUUACGGACCCUAAUAUUACGCGUGCAAAACUUGCGGGUCUAAAACCUGGUACAAAAUAUAGGAUUUAUAUCAGUGCUACGACUCGAGCAGGCGAAUCAAAACGUUAUUUUAUCGAAAAAACCACCAAACCACCGGGCUUCCAUAAACCGUCGCCACCAAAAUUUCGUUGGGAGUUGAUUAAGGAAGACGAUAAGCCUGCGGUGAGAGUGAUUUGGGAACCAAGCGAAGAUGGCAGGCCCGGUUCACAUUUUUAUGUAAAAUACAAAAAGAAGGGAGAAACUCAGUAUUUACACACCCCGCACCAAAAAGUGAACGACACACAAGAUGUUCUCGGCCUAGAAGGUGGCGAAACGUAUGAUUUUGUAGUUACGUCAGUUGAUGGUGAUUAUGAAGCGGAUAGUGACGUUCAAGAGGUAUCGACCAACGAUGGGGUCAUUAAAAAGAAGCAACCGGUCGCUACUGCCGGAUGGUUUAUUGGGAUGAUGUUGGCGAUCGUGUUCUUGCUCCUGGUACUGAUUAUUGUUUGCAUCGUGAAAAGAAAUCGCGGUGGCAAAUAUGCCGUUCACGAAAGGGAACAAGCUAAUGGACGACACGAUUAUCCCGACGAAGGUGGAUUUCAUGAAUAUUCUCAACCGCUAGAUAAUAAAUCGCAUGGAAGAGCUUCAAUGAGUAGCGAACCAAAAGCGGGACCAGAAAGCGACACCGACUCAAUGGCUGAAUACGGAGACGGUGAUACAGAGGGUAUGAACGAAGACGGUUCAUUCAUUGGCCAAUAUGGCCGAAAAAGGGGUCAAGGUGAAACAACUUCGCAAGGUUUUGCGACAUUGGUUUGAUGUGACGUUUCACUGAAGAUGGCUCAUUUAUUGGUCAAUACGUGCCGAGUAAUAUGAAGCAGAUCGGAGCACCAACACCUGGUGCCAAUAAUAAUGCAAUGGCAACUUACGUUUAGACAAAUUAUCUUCGAACUUUAGCUUUUCAGUGUGGUGUCUUAUCUCUAACUGUCUCUCUAUGAACUUUACAUUAUUUAUAAAUGUAGUACUGCCGUUUUGGAGAAGUACGUUAUUUCGCAUUCGUCCAUUUGUUUUAAAUAGGUUGUAACAUUCGCUAAUCAAAAUAUGAAUUUAAUAUAUAUAGUAAUAUAUUUUGUUGUUCGUUGCAGUUUAAAAAUAUGACUCUCUAUUUAUUUUUAAAUUGUGAUGCUUUUGUUAGAAACGAAGCGCCGAUUUUCUUGUGUUUUUUAUUGUAUUAUACUUUAUAGUGUUUAUAAUAUUAAGUUUAAACAUUUAAACUAGGUCGGCUUAGGAUAAAACAAAUAGUUUGGGUAAGCGCAAAUGCGGAAGUCUGAAAUGAGGCUAUUCACCGGACUGUGAUCUUUUAUUUAUAAUAAACCAUUCACAUCCUAAGCCUCAUCCAUGCUUUCGAAUUGCUGGAAUAGUUCCGAGCGAUUAUUUUUUUCUUUCUUCGACUGAUUUCGAAUUUCUUUUAUGCCAUUUGUUUUCCCCUAAUGCCUCGAUUAUUAUAAGUGUAAAAAGUUAUAGGCAUAAUUUAUGCUUAGUAGGUAUAGAUUGGGUAGGUAGUUUUCGAGUUUUGUUUCGCUUAGAAUCCUUUCGAAUAAUUUUUAUACGUUUUUUGUAUUCAGACACUGCCUAACGACUUAAAAACAAAGUUGUCGUCAUAAUUCGUUACUCAAGUAUUUUUAUUUUGAAAAUUAGAAAAGUAGAUUUUUAAAUUCUGGCGACGCAAGGUUUGUAUAUUUCUGCGGUACACCUAGAAUAAACCUAGAUUUUGUUAGCUCAAGAUAAUCGUCACAUCACAAGCAGUAAAACAGUAUUUUUUAAAAUUCAAAAUUUAGAGAAAUAUUAUAUUGUACAUUUUACGCCUAGUCACUACUAAAGCGAGUAAUUUCAACUUGGCAAGUCUCCAAAAACUUUACUUAGUUACUCAGUUUUCUUUUCAACGGCAGAAAUUUAGAUGCUAAAAUAAAAUAUCCUUUUUUUGCUUUUGCUUUUUGAAUUCCUAAUUGUUCAUUGGGAUGUUUUAAGUGGCCUUCGAUAAUACCUUUAUUUGCACAUUGAAUUACCGGUUUUAGAGGUUGAUAAAAAACUCACGAUUAAGGUAAGGAAAAUAAUAUUUUUGGAACGAAAAUUUUUUUAAUUGAAAAGGAAUCCGAGGUAUGUGAAUCUGUGUCAAUUUCUUGAAAUUUAAGCUUUCUGUCAAACGGGGUGUGGUGCUAGAUAUUCAUCGUUAAAUCUUUGUUGCGUGUUUGUUGCUUGUUACUGUAUUUGCUGCAUUAUCAAUUUGUAUAGGGUGUUUGUUCUCUAUAAACCUCGAGCAACUAACCAUGUAGGAGCUAAUUCACUGUAAUGAACACCCUGUAUAAUCUGUGAGCAAAAGUAUAGAGUGGAUACCCUUCUGAUGUUUCCUUUAACAUUUUAAAUGAGUUGAGCUUUUCUACGAUACGAGUUGUUUCAAUCAUGUUAAUAUGGUUCACAGGGUAUAUUCCUAGUAGACGUGCAAUGAGAGUUCUGAACCAAACGUCCCGUUAUAGACAAAGGGGGAUUUCAAAUGAACUACUCUAUUUCUGCUACUUAUUCAAUGUAAUUCAGAUUUGGGUUUGUACAUUUGCUGACAGAUCGAAACCAAAUAGAAAUUUAAAUGAAUAUACACUUAAAUAUAUCUAUGUUCUCUGAAUUUGAGCUUUUUUAAAUUACUAGAUAGUCAGCUUUUGUAUGUGCACAGCAUAUAAAAAAAGUUUUUGUUAUAAGCAGCACUUUUUCGGCUAUCGAAAACUGUUUAACCUUUUUGGACUAUUUGCACUGCCAUUGUUAAUGAUGCUGCAAGAAGGCCAUAAGCGCUAAGCAGGGAAAGUUUAAUAAAAAUAAUGCACUGUUGGGUAUUAGGUAAGGUUCUGACGAAAAAUAUAUUUAAUCAAUUAAAAUGACAUAAUACUGCUUUACUACUAUUUCCAAAUCAAGUUAGGAUAUUUUUUUAUUAUGUACAGACGACGCGUUUUGGAAUGCGUUUGACCUGUAUUAAAUAGCAUAAUUUCUGAUGUAUUAUAAAAUGUUUCAUUUCUGGUGUAAAUUUUUUAGUUAGUAUUGGUAUGGUGCCUACAAAUCUGAUCCAUCCCAGAUACUUUAGUUUUCUUGUAUCAAUUCGCCCCACUUAGUUCGUAGAUUUUUUAUAUGAAUCCGUUCAAAGAUGUGUUUUCUUUUUUUGCUCUAAUAAACAUUCAAACUGUCCGUAA